Messenger RNA from Ricinus communis (castor bean), 2092 nucleotides. RefSeq lists its product as uncharacterized. The coding region runs from base 743 to 1663 and encodes 306 amino acids. NCBI's taxonomy places the organism in Eukaryota, Viridiplantae, Streptophyta, Magnoliopsida, Malpighiales, Euphorbiaceae. The record is from RefSeq and is a predicted model, not a curated record. The transcript is spliced from 3 exons.
GUUGGGAAUUUUAAGCUCCCUCUCCGAGCCUAGCUCGUCACCAUGAAAAUGUAAUAAUAAUAAAGUCCACUUCUCUGUUCUCCACAAAAAUAAAGUGACAUGCAUAUCUAAGCAGCCUGAGCUUUUUGGUUUUUGAUAAGGAAAAAAGAAAUAUCAGUCACACUUGUUUGCUUCAGAAAUAGAUAUAGAGAUAGAGAGAGAGAGAGAGAGAGAGAGAGAGAGAGAGCUUAUUUUGCUGGCUUUUGGUCCUGUCUUCUAAUUAUUUUUGGUAGCUGUAGACAGUUCAUGUGCUUACUGCUACUUACUUUGUCAUCACUGUCUUCCUUCUUUUCUGUUUCAAGAAUUGUCCUUAGAGUUUCAGUUGAGUCCAGAUUAUAGUCAUUCUUGGUCUUUUCUGGGUACUUUUAAUUUUUUCUCUUUUUGAUGAUUACUUCUUCCUUUCCUUUUUCUUGAUGAUAAAUUUUCUUGUUAUUUUAAGGUGAGAAUUCUGUGUUGCUUUUCCUGUUUCACUGGUUUUAAAGCUUUUUCUUUUAAAGCCAAUUUAGUGUUCCUAGUUUACAAAAGUACAUCUCUUUCAGUCUUUUUAGUACUUAGUUUCAGUCCUUUCUCAAAAGGUUUUCCUGGGUAUCAAUAAACCUUUUUUGAUCUUCAAAAAAUGUUUGUGUCUUUGUGCAAUUGAGUAGUGGAAGUAAAUAAAACUAAGGUUUAUAUCUUUGGUUGGGUAAUUUUAGUAUUCUUUACAAUGCUUUCAACAAAAUCUGAAUCUGAUAUCACAAGUUUAGCCCCAUCAUCACCUUCAAGGUCUCCAAAACGACCUGUAUACUAUGUGCAAAGCCCUUCAAGGGACUCGCAUGAUGGGGACAAGUCAUCCUCUAUGCAACCAAGUCCAAUGGAGUCACCUUCACACCCUUCCUUUGGUCGCCACUCGAGAAAUUCAUCGGCUAGUAGGUUUUCUGGGAUAUUCAGGUCCUCUUCAGGAAGGAAAAGUAACAGGAAAAGAAAUGAGAAAGGGUGGAAUGAUAAAGGGUGGCCUGAAUGUAAUGUGAUCAUGGAAGAAGGUGACUAUGAUGAGGAUAAAGCCUUUACUAGACGGUGUCAGGCCUUGAUUGCUCUUUGUAGUUUUAUACUUUUGUUUACAGUGUUUUGCUUGAUUAUUUGGGGUGCUAGCAGACCUUACAAAGCUGAGAUUAUUGUCAAGAGCUUGUCCGUAAGUAACCUCUAUGUUGGGGAAGGCUCAGACUUCUCUGGUGUUCCGACAAAGAUGCUCACGGUGAAUGGCUCGUUGAGGAUGAGCAUAUACAACCCUGCUUCCAUAUUUGGCAUUCAUGUUAGCUCUACACCAAUCAAUCUCAUCUACUCAGAAAUCCCAGUUGCAACUGGUCAGUUGAAGAAAUAUUAUCAACCUAGAAAGAGCAGGCGAACUGUAUCAGUAAUUGUGAAAGGGGAGAAGGUUCCCUUAUAUGGAGCUGGAUCAGGUUUAACAGUUUCGCAAACCGGCAUUAUAGUUCCACUGACACUGCAAUUCGAAAUCCGAUCUCGAGGGAAUGUAGUGGGAAAGCUUGUGAGAACGAAGCAUAGAAAAUUUAUAUCUUGCCCUGUGGUCCUUGAUUCUACUAAAUCAAAACCAAUCAAGUUCAAGAAGGAUACAUGCACAUAUGAUUGAAUCUCAUCUGAAGAGUUAAACCUGUGAUUCACGUCCUAGUUGAGUUGCUGAACUUCCCUGGAACGAAAAGAAAUUACCAGCAGCUUGGAGAAAUGCAGUUACUUUAGUUCUCUAAAUUUCUGUCUUUGGUUCUGCACAUGUAAGAUAUGUGGAAAUAAAUACUUAUACUUUGUCUGCAUACUGCAGGUAAAAUUUUUCAAAGUCAUAAAUGUAUAUUUAUGCGAGUUUGGAUUUCUUUUGAGUAGAUUUCAUUGCAUGAAAGAAACUGAUGUUGAGGAAGGUUUCUGUUUUCAGAUCAAUGUUUAGGAAUGGUGGUGGUCUUAAGUUCUUCCAAGUUUAUGGGACGGACUGUCUGUUUAAAUUUUACUGUUCAAAUUAUUGGGCUACUACAUCACUAAGUGUAUAUCAAUUGUCGGUAUGGUCUGUCUC